Molecule: messenger RNA, 456 nt
Organism: Diatraea saccharalis (sugarcane borer)
Lineage: Eukaryota; Metazoa; Arthropoda; Insecta; Lepidoptera; Crambidae
Source: the annotation of a GenBank genome assembly
AUGACGUCGGAACGAGCCAUCCCCCAUCUCCGAGACAUCUUCGGUCUCAACCAGCAAUACGACACGAAGAGCUUCGACGACAACGAUGACAAAGGCAAGAAAAACAAGAAAAAGAAAGAGGACUACCGCGCUUACGGUAACGGCGACGUGAAAACCCUAGAAAGACACCUCAGCAUGAAGAAGACGAUACGAAAGAAGAUCAUGCGAGACCUCCAGCAGGCGUUCGUUGAAGACCCUAACGAGUUUAAGGUCGAGAAUACGAGCCCUGAGAAAUUGAAGGCAGAGCUAAGCGCUGAGGCAGUGAAGAUUGAGAAGAACGUGCGGAAGAACGACCCCACGUUCUUGGAUAUGUUGCGGGGCGAAACGAGAACGGAGGAGACCAGGGAGGAACAGCCACCCGCUGAAAAGACAAGCUUCUGGCGGCGUCUCACCAUGAAGAACAAGAAUAAGAGAUAA